Meira miltonrushii is the source of this 3746-nucleotide messenger RNA. RefSeq lists its product as uncharacterized. The coding region runs from base 115 to 3564 and encodes 1149 amino acids. Gene Ontology annotation, molecular function: DNA-binding transcription factor activity, RNA polymerase II-specific; zinc ion binding. The record is from RefSeq and is a predicted model, not a curated record. NCBI's taxonomy places the organism in Eukaryota, Fungi, Basidiomycota, Exobasidiomycetes, Exobasidiales, Brachybasidiaceae. Gene Ontology annotation, cellular component: nucleus. Gene Ontology annotation, biological process: regulation of DNA-templated transcription. The transcript has a single exon.
GGUUAUCCUUACAUCUCUAGUCAUGAGUAGCCCAUCGAAGAAAUAGUCGAACCUAACAAUCAACAUCAUUCCCUGAAAUGGAUCAUGGCUUGAUAUAACAUUAUACCAGACAAAAUGAAUUAUAACAAUCAAUCAGCAGGCGAUAAUGGUGGAAUGCGUCAAUACCAUGAUCAAAUAGGCUCGCAUCCACAACAAUACCCUUUUGCAAACGGAAAUGAAAGCUUCAAUUCAUCAUCAUUCCACGGUAUAUCUCGCCCUUCUUCUGCAUCUCAUAAUACAAAACCAGGACAUAUUCGUACACCACCUUCGGGGCAAUACUUUACUUCUUCACCCAAUUCUUCCGGUACAUUAGGUGGCUAUGGACCCGCAUACGGUCAAAGCACCAGCAAAGGCAACAGUCCCGGAUACUCGGCAACUCAUCGUGGCUCUGUAGGAGGUGAGACAGACACUCUAUUCGCUUAUGGCCCCAGUGCAAGCGGAAUUGCCAGUCCUCGAUCCGGGAUGCCGUUUCAGUCUAAUCAACAGAUGGCAUAUUCGAAUAGCCAAGGGCAUCACAUACAACCCUAUCCACCGGCAAAUCUACGUCAUACACCUCAUCCUUUGGCACAAUCCGACAUCCCACAAAACACCAAGCAGUCAGACUCGCCUUCUUCUGAUACACCUACACAAUCUCAGCAACGCAAUGUAGGCGUAACACCUCUACGACGAGGACAAGCUUGUCAAUCCUGUAGAAGGAGAAAACUCAAAUGUGACGCACAAAGGCCUGUUUGCGGAACAUGUAUAAAAUCUAGAAAGGCGGCCGCUGUUGCCAAUCAUGCUUCGCCAGUUCCCGAUGGAGAUUGUGUAUACGAUGAUCCUGUUCCCGUUCCUCCAGCACCCGUGCCGUCAUCAUCAUCCUCUGGUAAACAACAAGAAAGUGCUUAUUCGCCUUCGACCCUUUCAGCCAGUCCAGGUCAAGGUGGUGGUGGUGGAGGAAAUACAACCUCGAGCGAUUCCAACUUUGGCACGCAAAAUCGUCCUUCGAUAAAAAGACAGCGAACAAGCGGAAGUGCGACAGGAAUGCCCGUUCGUGAUAGUAGACCGUUCAGUAGAGGAGCUACUGAAGGAAGGGAAAGCAAAGAGAACAAGAAUGAAACGACAGAACAAAAGGCUACACGUCUAGAAGCGAGGGUGGCAGAUUUGGAAGAUAAAUUACGUCAAGCAAGAGCAUAUGGCGUUUCAGGAAGUGCAAGUCAUUAUUGGGAUGCCAAUUCAACUCCGUACAGAUGGAGAAGUCGUGCCUCUUCGCGUGAGCCAGAGCCAGAGGAAGCCUUGAAACCUGCAGUGCCAAUCUUGUCAAUGCUUUCACCUUUAUCGGGACGGGAAGAAAAGCAUCGAAUGCGAUACUUCCAAAGACCUGCUGGUGUGAAUAUUGGUUCUUUGUCCACAACAUCAUCCAUGCGAACAGGAAUGGAUGCCGAGUAUCCCAACAAAGCAUACCCAUCAAUGCCUCGGCGUUCUGAUGCAAAUGAGGGUAAUAGUGAUCGCAAAGACUCAGCCACAGAAGUCGAUACCGAUCCUAUGCUGGUUGAUUCUACCAAAUUGGAAAGUGGAACGGGAGCAGGUGACGAAUCGUUCAUGCAACUUUUGUGGCCCGGAUGGAGUAAUGAUUUGCCCAGCUCAGAAAUCGUUACUACAUUGUGCGAAAUCUUUUUCCGUUUGCACCCAUUACGCACGUUGGUGUAUAGGCCAACGUUUAUGUCUGGUCUUUUGCUACCGAUUCAUCAUCCACACAGACCGCAUGAUUCGCUCAUUCAUGCAAUCUUAUGCGCCGCUGCUGAUAUUUCACCUUAUCAUGACAAUACAACAAUGGUCAACGGAAUGCGCGAUCGAUUCGUUACAAUGUUAGCCGACCCUACCCACCGACCAAAUGUACAGCAAUCAAAUGCUCCGAACACAUUAACUUUCAAAGAAUUCCAUCUGUCUAAAGGACGUCAAAAGAUUGAACGUUCGUUAAUGACAGAUUUCCGGAACCCGUUGGAUUGGCUGGCCGGAGGGACGAUUAUCGUGUAUGUAUUGUGGAAUGAAGGCAGAUUUGUUGAAUCGUACUUUUUAAGUGGAUUCCUUGCAAGAGCAAUUGCGCCUGCCGGGCUGGACAAAUUACCUUCUCGACAUUUCAGCCCAGCAGGAAAAGUACGUGCAACUCCGGGUUUGUUUGGUGAUGCACAUGGUUUGGAGGAACAUGAACGUAGAAUGGUGUUGUGGCAUACAUUCUUGGCCGAUCAAUAUACAAGUGGACCGCCAGGCUUUUACGAAAAUAUGAUUCACGAACAGGCUGUCUUGACUCAUUUGCCAUGUUCGGUGAAUGAUUUCUUGGCAGGCAAUGAUGUGGCGCCCAAUAGUCAAACUUUAAGUUCAGCAGAUCUAUUUACGACCGGUCAUUUGGAUGAAUUUACCUUGCACAUCAAAUCUGCCAUCCUUCUUCGUCGCGUUUGCACUUUGAGCUCCCGAUCUCAGGGACUACGAAGCAAGCCACCAGGCGUUCCGAUCAUGGACAAGCAAAUCGACGAAUUCAUCUCAACUUUUCCGCCAAAGGCUUGGUUCGAGUGCAGCUCAGAUGGACUCAAUGCGUAUUCUAAUAUUUCACUGGCAAUGAUUUAUCUUCAUGAGCCCUAUCUCUCUCGAUCAAGUUUGUGUACCGUCAAAGAAGCUGAACCCGCACCAACAUCAGCCAAUGGAAGAAUACUACUUGCCGUUGAAAAAGUGAUGCAAAUGCUCCACCAACUCGUCAAUUCAUCUUUGGAUUUUGCAUUACUACAUCCACAAAUGUUUUUGACUUGGAGCGUUUGUGCACGUAUGAUGGGGAAAGAUAUGAUUUUAUUGCAGAAGCGAAUGCAACCGCAAGAAGUGCAGACCGAUAGCCCAGCCAAAGGUAAUGCAGAAGGAACAAAAGCGAAAACGAAUGGAUCGAAAAAGACGAAUUCUACUAAACCACUCGUGCCGGAUGAAGGUGCUGCUUUGCAUAGGGUGAUGGAAAAUUUGGCUUUGAUCGUUGGUGCACUUCGUAGGGCAGGUGUAAAGAGCGUCAAAGCGAGAAGAUGCUCUGAAUUGGUAAGCUCAGUUCGAAGUGGUCAUUUACAUGAAAUGUUUUUGAGUCAUUUGCUGUACCUUGACGGUGUCAUUCCGGUCGAACAAGAGGAUAGCUUUAAUGGAGAAGGCCUGAAUAAUUCAUCAAUGCUCGCAUUAACACAAAAUCCGGCUUUUGAUGCAAUGUUACAAUCCAAUGCGAUGCCUUCAGGUGGAAUGAGUGUUCCGAUGAUGAUGUCAAUGUUAUCCGAUCCAGCUCAAGGUGCCAGUACAAUGUUUUCUCAAAAUCAACAAAACCAAAUGCCUGAACCGGAUAAAUUUGAUUUCAAUGCAUUCACAUCAAAUGGAUUCAAUUCUGAUGGAGGAACUGAUUCUACUCAAGUUGUUGCUGAUUUACUCUCUGAACCUUUUUUGGUGGAUGAGAAUCGCUUGGAAACUGAAAACAAUCCCGCAAUUUCUACGCAGAAUGAGCCAGGAUUGGAAGUUUUUAAUCUCUAGGGUGGUGGUCUGAUACCUUUUUCUCUGCUGUGAAUGCCCCACACGAUGCUCUGCAAUUCUUGCUUAUUGUACAAUACUGAUACAUGUGCUUGUAUAAUGUACAGAAAUGGAAAAGUUUACUGUUUAUGGCAAAUAAGCAUGAUAAUCUUGCUCAGUCAAUUGAUAUGCCCAAUGAAACAGCG